This is a messenger RNA of Penaeus indicus, 938 nucleotides long. RefSeq names its product putative defense protein Hdd11. The transcript is spliced from 6 exons. The record is from RefSeq and is a predicted model, not a curated record. The coding region runs from base 1 to 756 and encodes 251 amino acids. Gene Ontology annotation, cellular component: membrane. Lineage: Eukaryota; Metazoa; Arthropoda; Malacostraca; Decapoda; Penaeidae.
AUGGAGAAACGUGAACAUAAUAUAAUAGUUCAGGAAGUCCCAAAAAACUUCCUGAUUCUCGCCGCCCGCGUUUUAGGCACCGAGUUCCAGGGAUCUCUUAACCACCUGACGCCCGCCCACCAACCAUGGAAGGGCGCCCAAGGUGAGGGGCGGCGCCAAGCCAGGGGGAUAAAGCCUGCGUGCCGAGCGCUUUUGCUUCAGUGUCGUUACCCACCGUCGUGUGAGCUACCUCCUCGUUCCUUUAGUCUCGUUGUGCUUCAGUUUCCACCGAUCAGAAUGGCUGGACGUCUUUCACUUGCGGUUGCUGUGUCCGUGCUGUGCUCCGUGGUGUCCAGUAUGCCCUUACAAGUCACCCAGAGCACGUGCGAGACCCUGCUUCCCCUGGGGCUUACCGGCGAGCCGCAGACGUCUGAGGCUCCCUACCUCCUGAUGGUGCCCAAGGAGAUGAUUCCCGCCGGCUCGCAGAUCAAUGUGAUCUUGACCGGUUUCGACCCCAACGUGACGUUUGAAUCAUUCUUCGUCGAGGCUUUCAACGCUGAAGGACAGCCCAUCGGGUCCUUCGUCAACGCCCCCAGGACGAUUAACUGCGGAUCUGCGUCUGCAGCUUACCAAGCAGACAGCGAUCCGAAGGUUGUGGAGAUGAUGACCUGGGAGGCUCCUGUCGACAUGACUGGAACCGUUACCUUCAGGGCUACUGUGGUUAUGAAUGACGAAUUUUACUGGAAUGAUUUGGCUGUUGAGGCGAUGUUGGGCUAAUACCUGGAAAAUUGAAGCAAAAACUCUGAAAGGCUACCCUAUUUUGUAUGCUUUCUUUUUUUUAUUUCCAUGAUUUUACAUAUUACUUGAGUAACUACAAUCUUAUUUUUCUAAUCCAUAUCAACAUACAAAACAAUAGAUAAAAAAUUAUAGUGUAUUUAUUAUUUAUUGAUAAUAAAAUC